AUGGUCACCUUAACCGACGUCCAAUCUUCCAAUGCACAAAUCGCUACAGCCCUCCCACCGGGUUUAGUCGCAGUCUUCGUGGGCGCAACAAAUGGUAUCGGCGAAACUUCGUUAAGAGAAUUCGCACGCUAUGCGCGCCAGCCCCGGGUUUACUUUGUCGGCCGCUCACAAGAAGCUGGCGAUCGAAUUGCCGCUGAAUGUCGCGCGCUGAACCCGGAGGGCGAAUUCAUCUUCAUCAAGGCGGAUGUGAGCCUUCUGAAAUCUGUUGACGAGGUCUGUCGCGAGAUCGCGAGUAAAGAGAGAUGCAUCAAUCUGCUGUUUCUGACCUGUGGCUCGGCCCUUUCACACGUUGACACAAGUGAAGGCCUCCACAUCUUCAUGGCACUGGCAUACUACGCCCGAACACGCUUCAUCCUCAAUCUCCUCCCUCUCCUCCGUCAAGCGCCCAGCCUGCGACGAGUGGUCACCGUCCUAGCCGCUGGCCACGAAGGCCCCAUCGACGCCGACGACUUCCAAAGCCGAAAUGUCCCUCUCCGUAACGUGCGAGGCCACAACGUCUCCAUGACCGACCUGAUGCUCGAGCACAUGGCCACCCUGGCCCCAGAAGUAAGCUUCGUGCACGACUACCCAGGCCCCGUAAAAUCAGGCUUUGGCCGAGAAACGAAUAGCGUCUUGAUGAAGGUUGCGAUUACGAUUUUCAAAAUCGUCGGACCGUUGGUCUAUGUCCCGAUUCGGGAGUCUGGGGAACGGCAUUUGUUCUUUGCGACUAGCGCAAGGUAUCCACCGCGGUCGGGGGGAGUUGAGGCGGUUGGUGUGCCUGUGUCUGGAGAGGGGGCUGUGUCUGGGGGUACGAAUGGGGAGUUGGGCAGUGGUGUUUAUGCGGUUAAUUGGGAUGGAGAGAGUGCUAAGCCCAAGUCGCUGCAGGUACUGGCGACGAUGCGGAAUGAGGGCAUGGUGGAGCAAUUGUGGCAGCAUACGAUGGCGGAGUUUAAGCGGGUGACUGGGUCGGAGAGCUUGGCUAAAUGA
Molecule: messenger RNA, 1026 nt
Organism: Penicillium daleae
Lineage: Eukaryota; Fungi; Ascomycota; Eurotiomycetes; Eurotiales; Aspergillaceae
Product: Short-chain dehydrogenase/reductase SDR
Exons: 2
Coding region: 1-1026 (341 amino acids)
Biological process (GO): secondary metabolic process
Source: RefSeq, a predicted model, not a curated record